UGGGAGGAACCAGUCACAUGGAUGGUUAAAUGGCAAUAUUCUUCGCGCCUUAAUUUUUCAUCACUGCCACAAUCUAUGUUGACAAAGAAAGGCUUGAGAAUUGAUAAAGAAGUCGAGAGGGUUGAUAAGCUAGUACGCAAAAGAUGUCAAAAUCAAUUCCAACCAAAUCUAAGAAAAAUAUGAACUUGGCACCUGACGGCUCAAAGCAAUAUCAGCGAACCUUGAAAAAUUAUUUCACCAGCAUUUCAUCCAAAAAAAUUGGACCUGGAGGGGACAAUAGAUUGCCAAAAAGCAAUGCUGAUGAAAAUAUGGUCAAAGAUUGCAGAGAAAAUGUAACAACUAGUGUCAUUCCUAUAAGCUCUCACGAAAUCAAGCAGCCACAGUCCGCGCCAGAGGCAUUGAAAGAGAAACCAUUAAUUCCUCAAAGAGACAUUUCACAGACUAAUUCGCCUGUGAAAAAGAAAAUUAAAUUGGACAGCGAUGCUGAUAAUAAAUGCACCCAAAAUCAGAGUUUGGAAAAAGAAGUCAGGUGGCAGCAAGUGGAGGCUGAAUUAAAGGAGGUUGCUUCGUUGAUGGACGAUAUGUCAGACUUGGAAUUUUUCAGUGAAGAUGAAAUUGAGUCGAGCGGCGACAAACUCAAAAUUAGUGCAGAAGAACUGGAUCUCUCUUCAAUUCAGAGGUGCAUAGUGUUCAGUGUGGAAGCUGGCCCAACUGGAACUAAACUUGUUCAGCUGUCAUCAUUUAGCAACAAAGAUCUCACAGCAACUUGCUCAAUAAGUGGCUCUUGGGCUUGGGAAAGUGACCUGAGUGAAAGCAGCAUAAUCAAUGUGAGAGCAUUGAAGACAUCAGGCCAGUGGAUGGUUUUUGACGACCCAAGUGACUAUUGCAUGCUGGUUGAAGAGCCAGAUCUGCUGCUCAGCUGCACAACCGUUAUGUCGGCUCUCCGUUGCAGAAGGGCCGCCGUUCUCUCUGAGCUGUUCAAGGGUCUUGGGAUGGAAGACCGAGGGGGCUACCUUGCCCUUGGCAAGCUCAUGCAUGAAGUCACUCAACAGUGUUUGUCAGAAAAAGUGCAGUCUCAGUACUCUGUGGAGCAGAUCUUUGAGUCGUUGCUGAAAAAUCCUAGGAUAAUUUUUGACUUAUAUUCAAUGCAAAACGACCUAGUAAAACUGAGGGAAGCAGCGCAACCCUACUUUAGCAGCAUUGCAAAGUUUUUGGAGCAACACGCUUCUCCUGGAAACUUCUUGAGCAGUGACCUGCUCUCUGAAUCCUCUAAACGAGGAAGUGACGUUUGGCCGGGCAAAAUCCAUGAAAUUACAGACAUUGAGGACACAAUUUGGAUGCCUCAGUUUGGUCUGAAGGGAAAGCUUGAUUUGACGGGCUCGGUUAAACAUCAAAAGAAUAUGAACAAUCACUAUGACGUUCCUUUGGAGCUGAAAACUGGUAGAAUGGACACAGAUCAAGUGUCUCACAGGGGCCAACUAAUCCUGUAUACAGCCAUGAUGGCAGAGGCUGAUAAAAAACCAGUUGAGCAUGGACUGCUCGUCUAUUUGAAGGGCUGUGCGGUCAAAGAAGUGCGAGCAAACAGUGGUGAGAUCAGGGAUGCGAUCAUCCUCCGUAAUGAAUUAGCAAAAGCGAUUAGGGGAAGACCAGAGAUUUUGGUAGAUGAUGAGAGCAACCCUGAGAAGAAAUACUUGAAACCAGCCAAGUUGCCAGCUCCUAUAAAGAGACCGAGGGAAUGUGUCAGAUGUCCUUAUUUUGAGGUGUGCACGGCAUACUCUACAAAGGAAGAUUAUCACAGUCCAGUGCAGCAGGAGAGGCUGAAAGAGCGCAAAGAAAACUUGACUGAGAGUCACAUCAACUACUUCAUUCACUGGGUGUGCCUUACACAACUCGAGGAACAAGACUGCGUGGUCAAUUUGGAGGCUCUUUGGACCAAAUCCCCUUCUGAGAGAGAAUUAGAGAAAAAAGGCUGCAUCAGUGACCUGGACAUUAAGUCGUGUGUCAAGGACGACCUACAGUUCAUCACCACCCUGGUUAGAUCAGAGAAUGCCAAGUGCAAUGGAAAUUUAUGCUCCGCAGGACUUAGAGCUGGUGAUUUUGUUGUGUUUGGAAACAAGCAGAGAAUUGUCCUCAGUCUUGGCACAAUCAGGAGUGUCACUAAUGACAGUGUUGAACUCGUUGUGGACAAAGACUUUUCCAAACGAUAUGGAACCAAAAACUACUCCCUGGACAUGUACAAAUCCAACAAGAUGCUCACCACAAAACUGGUUUCCCUUGCAAGUCUAUUAGCUGAUGAUGACAAUGCUUUUAAGCUAAGACAGCUUGUCAUUGAUAGGAUUGAACCAAAAUUUGUGGAAGCUGACUUUUCACACUUGUUUAAAACCAUACCAGAUGUGCUUGAAAAGCUAAAUGAUGACCAGAAACUGUGCGUGCAGAAAGUGCUAGAGGCCCAGGACUAUGUCCUCAUCCAAGGCCUCCCCGGAAGUGGGAAAACGUUCACCAUAGUUGCUCUUAUAAGAAUACUGGCUACUCUUGGCUUCUCAGUCCUGGUUACCAGCCACACAAAUUCUGCUGUUGACAAUGUCUUGUGUCGCCUUCUUCCCUUUAACCUCAACAUAUUACGCCUCGGGGCUUCCAGCAAGUUUGCGCCUGGUCUCAAAGAGCACACAGAAGCUGCCCUGACAGCUAAGGCAUCUAAUAUCAGCGAGUUAGAACUCCUUCUUCAAGAAAAGAGUAUCAUUGGCGUGACAUGCACAAGUGCCAACCAUCCAGUUCUGAAGCGCCGGCUCUUUGAUUACUGCAUCAUUGAUGAAGCAACUCAGGUGCCGCAACCAUCUGCGAUCUCCGCUUUGCUGCGGGCCAAGCGGUUCGUUCUGGUAGGUGACCCUGCUCAGUUACAACCCGUGGUCACCAACAAGGACGCUAAGGCGCUAGGAAUGGAGGAGACAAUCUUUGAGCGACUCCAGACUACACAGAACACUGCCAUUCUUGGUCUACAGUACCGCAUGAACGCUUCAAUCUGUGACUUGGCCAACAAGAUCACAUACAAGGGAGCACUCAAGUGUGGCAAUGACAAAGUUGCGAAAUCAACCUUCAAACUACCCAAUCCAGCUGUGCUAGAGGCGGCUAAGUCCUGGGUGAGGAAAGUUUUGUGCCAUCAUAAUGGAGUAGUCUUUUUGGACACUGGUAAAACUAAAAUUGGGACCAAUCCAGAAGAUAAGAGUGAAGAUGUUUCUAACUUAAAAGAAGCUAACCUUGUCACUGCUAUCGUCAACACAAUGAUCAAGGGCGGCAUCUCGAGUCAGGAUAUUGGCGUGAUGACCCCAUUCAGAAGACAAGUGGCAGUCAUCUCAUCUUGCAUGCCAAUUGACGACCUCGACAUUUCAACGGUCGACCAGUUUCAAGGAAAGGACAAAGAAGUCUGUCUCAUUUCAUUUGCGAAGUCCUUUGAUGAAAAUUCAGACAAUGUCAAGAGAGGUGGGAUUUUGACUGAUUUCAAGAGACUUACUGUAGCGAUCACAAGAGCUAGGGUGAAACUGAUUUUGGUUGGUGAUUUUACUUCGCUUGUGUGUUUUGAACCACUGCAAAAGCUCAAAGAUGCCAUUGGAGAAAACAAUAUAGUCAGUCUGGAUCAGAAGGCUGAUUUUUGAUAGGUUUCUUUGCUGAAUUAUAUUUUUCUACUUAAUAAAUUUGAUCUUUAA
Molecule: messenger RNA, 3701 nt
Organism: Cloeon dipterum
Lineage: Eukaryota; Metazoa; Arthropoda; Insecta; Ephemeroptera; Baetidae
Gene: Dna2
Product: DNA replication helicase/nuclease 2
Exons: 18
Coding region: 144-3650 (1168 amino acids)
Biological process (GO): replication fork reversal
Cellular component (GO): cytoplasm
Molecular function (GO): single-stranded DNA helicase activity; 5'-flap endonuclease activity
Source: RefSeq, a predicted model, not a curated record